Messenger RNA from Rhopilema esculentum, 2488 nucleotides. RefSeq names its product WD repeat and FYVE domain-containing protein 2. The record is from RefSeq and is a predicted model, not a curated record. NCBI's taxonomy places the organism in Eukaryota, Metazoa, Cnidaria, Scyphozoa, Rhizostomeae, Rhizostomatidae. Gene Ontology annotation, cellular component: early endosome. Gene Ontology annotation, molecular function: metal ion binding; protein binding.
UUGUGAAGGAAAUCUGUCCAAUGGAUCAUUUUAAAGCGUUUUUGCUGACAAUACGAAGGAUAAAAUCCAGGUAGUAAGUUAACUUAUGACGUAUUUUCUCCUUCGCACUUCCGGCUUUCGCAAUCGCACAGUAUGCUGAUUUCGACGAAGAUGGCUUCACAGAAUAUCAAGAGCGAAAGCCAAGGCGGAAAAAAGAAAGGGGCCAGACCGCAUCUUUUAAACAAGCUUGAAGGUUUUAAAGAUGCUAUUAACAUGGCUUGCUUUGUACCUCACGAAGAUGCAGUUAUCACAGUGUCUUCAGACAAAAGCCUCAGAGUCUGGAUAAAAAGAGACAGUGGGCAAUAUUGGCCUAGUAUUUGUCAUUUCAUGCCAGUUCCUUGCACAUGCCUGUUUUACCAUGGUGAAAGCAGCAAGUUAUUUGUUGGACUUACAAAUGGAACUAUUGCAGAAAUGAAACUUUCAGAAGAUCUAAAUAGAUUAAGCCAUGAAAGAAAUUAUCUAGCUCAUACAAAGACAGUAAAAUCGAUUAUAUACUCAGAUGAGUACCGCUGGCUUCUGAGUUGUGGCAAUGAUAAAUAUUUUCAAUGGCAUAGCACUGUUGAAGGAAGAAGGUUUGGUGGGUACAACACAACAGCCUGGUGUACUUGUAUGCAGUUUGAUGCUGAUGCAAAAUAUGUAUUUGUUGGAGAUUUUAGUGGACAAAUAAGCGUUUUAAGGUUAAGCGAUGAGGAAAAAAGCUUGACUCAUGUCACCACAUUGAAAGGACAUUCAGGAAGCAUCCAGUGUUUGACAUGGGAUUCUGAUAAUAAGUGGCUGUUUUCUGGGAGCUUCGACCAGUCCGUAAUAAUUUGGGAUAUUGGAGGGAAACAAGGAACUGCAUUAGAGCUCCAGGGACAUGUAAACAAAGUUAGGGGUUUGGCCUACGUGCCUCAAUGUAAAAAGUUAUUUUCUGGAAGCGAAGAUCAGAUCCUCGUUAUCUGGGAUAUGAAGACAAAAAGAGAUGAAACACCAAAUUGGUCGCAAAGCGAUAUUUGCGAAAAAUGUUCACAACCCUUUUUCUGGAAUUUCAAACACAUGAUGGAGAAAAAAGUUAUAGGUGUAAGACAACACCAUUGUCGACGAUGCGGACGUGCAGUUUGCAAUAAAUGCAGCGAAAAAGCGUCACCUUUACCUCUCCUUGGGUUUGAAUUCGACGUAAGACUCUGUGAAGAAUGUCAUAAUCAGUUAACCGAAAAAGAAACUACAUCAUUGGCAGUUUUCCACGAUACAAAACACAUGAUCACUGACAUGUCGCUUGAUCUCAGCAAAGGCAGGCUGCUCACGUGUGGUGCUGAUAAAGUCGUUAAGAUUUGGGACAUCAGACCAAUGCUCCAAGAUGUUCGAUAGCCAAUGUAGAUAUUGUUAUAGCAAGAAACCAUAAAUGUCCUAUAAUUAUAAGCUUACCACGCAAAUCACAGUUCAUGAUUCCAAGAAGGCUUUGUAUGACUGGUGUUCACUUACCACCUCCCAAUUAAUCACAAUAUCUUGUAUCAUAACUUGUAAAAAGUAAAGAAUUUGCAGAACAAUUUGUUAUUUGAUCUUCCUUAUAUGAACCAAAUGUCAACAUUUUUCUUACUUCACGUAACUAUUGUGUAUGCUUUUCUCUGUAGUGUAGUACAGGUAGAAAAAUGAUUUCCAAAUCCAUACAUAUUGAUGUAGAUAGAUUUUAGAUAAAAAACUUCCUUUAAAGAUAUAAUUUCAUCCUCAGCAUUAUAUUUAGAAAGGAAAGAACCAAUGUAGCUUAGUAUCCUUAUUUUUGUUUUUUAUUUGGUUCUAUUGAGUGUUGUGAUAAAAUAUCUUUAGUUUCAUUUUUUAAUAAAAAGCAUUAUUUGUCCAGCUAAAUCAAAUUCUAAAACGAAAACUUCGUAAGAUGACGUGGUGUACUGGAACUAGUUAAAUACGUAUAUAUAUAUAAGUAUUAUCAUACAAGGUACGGUACCCUAAUUAGAUCAUUAAUAGCCAAGAGUUUGUUUGUUGAUAAACUGCCCUAAUUAAUUUAUCCCAUGAUGCAUUAAGGAAUGUAGCCAGUCAAGCAUGCUUUAAGCAUGUUUGUGACACACAUUAUAUCAUAUACACGCUCAAGCGAAGUGCUCCCGCUAUGCCAGCCAGCUAGCUUCUUGAGUAUAAAGUUCUCAACCUGCUUUAAGUAAGAUCCAAUCAAAUCAAAUCUCUUCGGGCUUUCUUCGAGUGUUAAUGCAUUGGAUAUAAGAUAAUUUGUUGGUAAUUAUGAGAUAUCAGAACCAUUCCAGUUAGCCAUGCAAGCUACUCUCCAUGUAAACAUUCCCUUCAAGAGGUAUCAUAGUUUUUGAUGAUUGUAAUAAAGCUCUGGCAUUAGCAAGAAUUAGCUUUGAAGCAGUAGCAGUAGCAAGUUAAAAUCUUUUUUUUGUCAUUUUUAAAACAAAGAAUCGGCAUAAUGAACUUGAGUUAAAUAACAAUUCUUAAUAACUGA